CGAAAGCCCCCACCAAAAGAGAGGAACCCACAACCUCACAUCAACCUUCACCACCACAACCACAAACCCCAAUUGCCGUCGUUAUCCACCAUGUCUAAACGUGCCGCCGACACUGAUUCCUCCCCGGGGGCACUCAAGAACCUCUCGCGCGAAACCGACGCCGACCAAGAUGCCAAAAGGCUCGCGGAAAUGGGAGAAUUCGAGGACCAGUACGGCGACGAUUUCUCGGACGAUGAGGAGGAGGUUCUAGAGGCUGGAGCAGACGGAGAGGACCCCGGUGAGGACGAGACCAUGGAGAAUACCAUGGACCUCGACAAGCAGGUGUAUAUCCCGUCGCGACACAAAUUGGCGAAAGAUGAGAUCCUGGAGCCCGAUUCGAGCGCGUACCAUAUGCUACAUCGCAUGAACGUCAAAUGGCCGUGUUUGAGCUUUGAUGUCUUGACGGAUGACCUGGGAGAUGAGAGGAGGAGCUACCCGCACACUGUUUACAUGGUCGCUGGAACCCAGGCGCAGCGCGCGAAGGAUAACGAGAUUGUGGUCAUGAAGCUCAGUGGACUACACAAAGAACGGCAGGACAACGACGACGAGGACGAAGAGGACGAUGAUAGCGAUACCGAGGAUGACCCGAUUCUGGAAUCGCGCAGCAUCCCCACCAACAUCACCACGAACCGUCUCCGCGUUUCGCCACACUCGAAAACUGCUGCCACCAUGGCGGAGUCUGGAGAGGUGUUUAUCUGGGACCUUGCCCCUCACUACCGCAGCUUCGAUGCCCCGGGCACCAUUAUCCCACCAGCUGCCAAAAAGCCAUCGCACACUCUGAGGAUGCACAAGCGGACAGAAGGUUAUGCCAUUGACUGGUGUCCACAUCCCCGAGAAGCCCUGGGUAAGCUGGCGACUGGAGACAAUGACGGCAAGAUAUUCGUUUCGAAGCGGAAAGAGGACGGCAGCUGGGCGAGUGAUGGACCAUACACCGGACACACCGGCAGCGUGGAGGAAAUUCAGUGGUCACCUAGUGAGCGCCACGUGAUGUGCUCAGCAUCAUCGGAUGGAACCGUCAAAAUUUGGGAUGCCCGAGCAUCAAAGAAGCACCAGCUCUCAGUCGACGUCUCGAGUUCUGAUGUAAACGUAGCAUCGUGGUGCAAAUCCGUCGACUACCUUCUCGCCACCGGUGCGGACGACGGAGUGUGGGGUGUUUGGGAUCUGCGAACAUUUCCCAACGCUACACAAGGCAAGACUGUCAGCGCGACGGCGAGCUUCACAUUCCACCAGCAGCCGAUCACCAGUGUCGAGUUCCACCCUACGGAAGACAGCGUGGUGGCCGUCGCUUGUGCGGAUAAUACGAUCACACAGUGGGAUAUGUCCGUGGAGUUGGACGACGAGGAGAGCAGAGAUACCGGUGGUGUUGCUGAUGUGCCACCACAGCUCAUGUUCGUCCACCACAUGCCUGAGGUCAAGGAGUUGCACUGGCAAAAGCAGGCGCCCAGCGUGGUUGUUGCUACGGGUGGGGAAGGAUUUAAUGUUUUCAAGACGAUCUCUGCAUAGUCUCAAAAUAAUAGAGUUGUUACACUCAAUUGUAGUCAAAAGUUUCAUUGCACUGUUCAUCACUCGUCAAAUACCUAUGAUUGUUCGGUUUUUAGCCCCAUAGGGCGUAAAAUGGCUGUUGGCUGAAACCCAUCACUUCUAAGCUUCCGAGGAUUUGUACUAAUGUAAUAGCUAUCCUUAAAAUGAAGUCUGAUAACCAGACUCCAAUU
This is a messenger RNA of Tricharina praecox, 1751 nucleotides long. Its product is annotated as WD40-repeat-containing domain protein. The transcript has 3 exons. NCBI's taxonomy places the organism in Eukaryota, Fungi, Ascomycota, Pezizomycetes, Pezizales, Pyronemataceae. Bases 91 to 1542 code for a protein of 483 amino acids. The record is from RefSeq and is a predicted model, not a curated record. Gene Ontology annotation, molecular function: protein binding.